AUGAGACCUGUCCUGGCUCAUGCUAAACAACCUUUGGUACUCUACCUCGAGAGGUUAGCAUAUGCUAGGAAAUCGUUGAUGGUCCAAAGGAGGGAAGCUGAUAAAGUGAAACUCGUAGAUGUAGAGGCAUCAAAAGCUUUAAUUCCAACCCAUAACUAUUUCACCCCUCAAUCAAUAGCUGGGCAGCCAUGCCAACAAGAGGCUGAGGUCGCUACUCUGGUGUUUUCGCUCUCUUCAUUACGAUAUAUUCUAGUCGCAAAUGAAAAGGUGGUUGAAAAAGCUCAUUUUUCCAUACUCAAGGAGCACCGCCUUGCUAGAAAAUAUCAAAAUGCCGCGGAUAAAGACCAUUAUCUUCAAGGCACCCUCCAUUCCAACAGCUCCCUCUUUUCACUCCAUCAUGUUCAUAGCCUCCAUCUUGAAGGUAAUGAUCUCACCGGGCCUAUCCCAUCUUCAAUAUGCCGAAAGAGUUCUCUGACCGUCCUGGACUUGCAGGAUAAUGACCUGAGUGGCAGCAUCCUCCCAUGCUUGGGUAAUCUGAGCAAACUCAACAGUCUGGAGUUGAAUUAUAAUCGUUUAGAAGGGCUACUGCCAAGAACUCUAGCAAACUAUACGAGUUUGAUGCAUCUUGACAUCACUGGAGAAAUCCCUUCCCCUUUCUGUAAUAUCACUACUCUAUCCGUCAUUCAUAUGUCAAAUAAUAGCUUGUCUGGUAAGAUUCCCCGGUGUCUCAUCAAUUCUAAUACCGAUCUAAAGCGAUUAGACCUAUCAAUGAAUAGAUUGAGAGGCCCCAUUCCAGAAAUAUUAGCUCCAAACAAUUGCAGCUUGAAGUCCAUUGCCUUGAGACGGAAUCAUUUAGGAGGCAAGCUUCCACAGUCAUGGGCAAGUUGCAGGCAGAUGGAAGCUUUGGAUAUUAGUAACAACGAAGUGGAGGAUUCGUUUCCUAGUUGGCUUGGAACUCUCCCAAACUUGUACGUUCUCAUCCUAAGUACCAACAAGUUCCACGGUUCAAUAAGUAGUCCCAAAGCCAAUCAUCCGUUUUCAAAGUUGUACAUCUUUGACAUCUCCAACAACAAUUUCAGUGGUACUUUCCCGAGCCAGUACAUCGCUAAUUUCAACAACAUGAUGGGUGGAGAUAAAGGACAAAGGAGUUUAGGAUAUAUGACCAACGGGCGCUCCCAGGACAGAUUCCUCGGGGGAAACAGUUCCACACUUUCAGGAGUGAUUCCUUCAGUGGUAAUCCUGGACUAUGCGGACCUCCCUUGCCAAAACCUUGUACUGAAGGCCGCCGGCAAGGGCCCCCUUCGGCUUCCCAGAAUGAAGAAGAUGCAGAGCACUGGAUUGACUGGAGAUUAG
Molecule: messenger RNA, 1353 nt
Organism: Punica granatum (pomegranate)
Lineage: Eukaryota; Viridiplantae; Streptophyta; Magnoliopsida; Myrtales; Lythraceae
Source: RefSeq, a predicted model, not a curated record